CAAAAACAGCUCAAAAUGCGCAAUUCGGAAUACCUGACUAUAUAUAGAGAAACACAUUUAAUAGAGGUAUGUGAGUCAAUGUAGUUUAGCUCUAAACUGUGAUGAUAAUUGUAUUCCUCAACGUUUAUUUAAUACUUAUCAUGUACUACGUAUAUGAUACUAACUUAUUAGAAUUUUUGCUCCAUUUAAAUUUGGUAAAUACGAAUUUCAAUCUUUGUUCAGGUUUACCAAUACCCAAAUUUGACCUUCACAUUUACCAAUGUUCACAACUUUGAUGUUGAUCUAUAUGGUUAUAUAUUAUGGGGCAUUAUUUGUAUUAAUGUCAGAUAACUGUUCUGCUCAUCUCGUUUUGCAGGGAUGGCUUCUUCCAAGGCACCAUGAUGAAACCCGGAAGAACAUGCCUAAGAAUGCCCUGCAUUGAUGACUCUUGAGCUCCUAGCCAACAGGUGAAAGAUGAUAAUGUGAAGGGACCCUCAGAAGUUGUUGACUAUUUAAUGAUGCACACACCAAAUCCUAUGUAUUGUGAGCAAGUGGGUAUACCACAAGCAUUUCUUCCCGAUCCCCCAACACAGUGAUAUUGUUUUAAUGACGUGACAUGGGGGAUGCAAAUGGAAGGUGAAUUUUGGUAAGCUCCAGUUUCCAAAGCUCACAUGAAAACAACAGUGGUAUAACCACAGCGUGGUUACCAGUGAAACCUUUGGGUGCCCCUGCUUUUGAUGCCCCUUGUGUGAAAGAGUUUGAUGCCCCUUGUGUGAAACCAAAUGAUGCCCAGGUUAAUGUAUGUAUCUGUUGAUAAACUUGUUACUAUCCCAUUUACUAUCCAAGUAACUAAUGCUUCUGUAAGUGCCAGACCUGAAGUUGAUAUGCUUGUUACUGCUAAGCCAUUAGAGGCCCACGCAGCUUCUUUUAUCUAUGUUGUUACCAACAUCCGUAUUAGUUCAAACCCUGAAUUUGAUGUCCCUGAUACUGCUAAGCCUUUGGAGGCCCGGGCAGUUUCUUUUAUUGAUGUUGCAGGCCCAGAAAAUGGUGUUGCAGUCCCUUAUGCUGUGUAUAAUAAUGUUACAGAUGCCCCAAAUGCUACGCAGGCUGCCUGUAACGCUACUAAGGCUACAAAUGUCCAACUUCCAACGGGUUUUUAGUCUGAUGAAGCCCCGGUGGCCACCCUUCACGUGGCGGUAACCGAGGAAAUUCAUCAACUGGCUACCUGUGAUGCUGGAAAUGAUACGUUCUAGGCCUGAGACGGAAAUGAUGAGGCUGUCUCUGAUCCAACUUUUGACUAUGCACUUAGUACACCUGUCACUUUUAUCUUACUAUAUAUAUCUUACUAUUACUAUAUAUAUAAAAGAUGAAUGAAGGUUAGUUGCUCCUGUUUAUUCCCGUUCGCUCCUUGCGGAUGGGCUUUAUCUCUUUCGACGCCCUCACAAACCUUCAUUUACGUUUCUGGACUCUUGGA
This is a messenger RNA of Cuscuta epithymum, 1453 nucleotides long. NCBI's taxonomy places the organism in Eukaryota, Viridiplantae, Streptophyta, Magnoliopsida, Solanales, Convolvulaceae. The record is from the annotation of a GenBank genome assembly.